AUGUACGGCGAGGACUCCAGCGGGAGGCGAGUGUCGCUUCUCAAUCACUCUUCCUCCAACACUACUACCACCACCCAAAACACUUUCUCACAACCCAAAAUCCCCAACCGUUCACGCAUCUCAAUAUCAUCUGUAUCAUCCUGCACAUCGCGCGACGGCUACAACUCUUCACCUUCGACCAGUAGUUCCGGUUCACCGCGGCACACUCGCUCCCCGCCAACACCUCAGCUCGUGCGCUUCGACUCACAAUCCUCCCUCUCCCAGUCAACUCCAUCGCCAAUGACACCCAGCAACGGCUUCGAUCUCAUGGACGGCCAGCAUCCGAAAAACAAAAAUUACAACGAUCUACUCAACGGCAAUGGCAAUAGCCUGCCCUACUACACCAACCCCGCCUUCGGGCGCUCCAACCCCAAUGGCUAUCCGACCCUACACGAAGCAUCUCAACAACCCUACUACAAUCUCGAUUCCCAGCAGCCUCUCCCAAGCCUGAACGGCUACCCAGACGGACUCUUCCACCACCGCGGUACCCUGCAGCCUUUGCAAACCCAGCUCCAACACCCUUACAGUACGAACACCUCCCCAAUCCUCCCGACACCCUCAUCGGCAACCUCAACCAACACACCCUCCCACUCCCUACCACCGAUCUCCGCAACGAUAAAAACCGGUCCCAACACCCCCAUCACAACCUCCCUCACCGCCUCCACCACCGCCACCGCCAACGGCCACGCAGCUAGGCACGGGAAAAAACACACCGGCGAGAAAAACAUCCUGUGUCCUACGUGCAAAAAGGCAUUUACAAGGAAGGACAACAUGAAACAACACGAGCGCACCCACAGGCACUCCAACAGCAAGAACGAUUCCGUUGCAGGCUCCCCUGUCAUCGGCAGCGCCAAAGGGAGCCGUCGCGCGAGCUCGAGCGCGGGGGCCGAUGCGAUGGAUGUGGACUCGGAUGGCAGUGGAAUGGGCAUGGAGCCGCCGCGGGCGGGGAGGGUGGCUCGGCCGAAGAUGCAGAGGAGCGAGCUGAGCGAAAUUAUGGAGGGGUUGGAUCGCGAGAACGGGAUGCAUAAGGAUGAGGAUGCGGAUGCGGACGGCGAGGAGGGCGAGAGCCCCGGGUUGGAUGCGCUGGCUACCGCGGCCAGUGAGUUGGCUUGA
Letharia columbiana is the source of this 1152-nucleotide messenger RNA. RefSeq lists its product as uncharacterized. NCBI's taxonomy places the organism in Eukaryota, Fungi, Ascomycota, Lecanoromycetes, Lecanorales, Parmeliaceae. The record is from RefSeq and is a predicted model, not a curated record. The coding region runs from base 1 to 1152 and encodes 383 amino acids. The transcript is spliced from 2 exons.